AUGCGUACCUACGACGAUACUUUCUCCGGCGAGAAGAUCUACCCUGGAAAGGGCAAGCUCUACGUCCGUGGUGAUAGCAAGAUCUUCCGAUUCCAGAAUGGCAAGACCGAAUCCCUCUUCCUGCAGCGCAAGAACCCCCGUCGCAUUGCAUGGACUGUCCUUUUCCGAAGACAACACAAGAAGGGUAUUUCUGAGGAAGUUGCCAAGAAGCGAUCCCGCCGCACAGUCAAGUCACAACGUGCUAUCGUCGGUGCCUCUCUCGAUGUCAUCAAGGAGCGACGAACCAUGAGACCCGAAGCCCGAACCGCUGCACGCCAAGCUGCUAUCAAGGAGGGCAAGGAGAAGCGAGCUGCUGCUCAGAGUGCGAAGAAGGCCGAGAAGGCAAAGACUGCUGCUGGCGCCGCGAAGGGACAGGCUUCGAGAUUGACGAGCAAGCAAGGAGCGAAGGGUGCGCCAAAGAAGGUCCAGGCAACGAGCCGUUAAGACAAAUGGGUCCGGCUUCUCCUUGGUUUGUCGUUUGGUUUGUGGGACGGUCACGCAUGGAUGAGCAUCAUAUGGGUUUUGCAGAGUCUUCAAUCAUAGCCGAUAAAUGCAAGAGCAAUACGAAAUGACAUCUUCGUAGUCGUGCGGGGAUGAUAUACGUGCCAACGUGCAUAACCCUAAUUAUGACCGGGCGAUUGGGCUGCGAGUGAAGAGGUUUUUCUACCACGAAAGCCGGACUCUAAUCUCAUCCUCGCCGGUUCCGUUCUUGUCUCUGAGUAGAGCCUGAGCAUCCUGAGUACGCCCCUGAGUCAGCCUGCGCACCAUAAUGUAGAACACAUUUUGGCCUCCUGUGCGCCCCGGCUACAGUUUCCUUGCCAGAUUUUGCCCGGGAAUCCCUUUCUGCUCCCUUACAG
Hyaloscypha bicolor E is the source of this 896-nucleotide messenger RNA. Its product is annotated as 60S ribosomal protein L24. Gene Ontology annotation, cellular component: cytosolic large ribosomal subunit. Bases 1 to 483 code for a protein of 160 amino acids. Gene Ontology annotation, biological process: cytoplasmic translation. The transcript has 3 exons. Lineage: Eukaryota; Fungi; Ascomycota; Leotiomycetes; Helotiales; Hyaloscyphaceae. Gene Ontology annotation, molecular function: structural constituent of ribosome; mRNA binding. The record is from RefSeq and is a predicted model, not a curated record.